UUUCUGUUCCGUUAUGGGAGUGUAACUAGCAAAGGUCAUCACAACAGAAGGGAAGGAGCAAACAGAAAAACUCUUGAAGAACAACGGUGUAGAUACCUUGGAGAAACUAAAACAUCCAGAGAUAUAAAUUGGGCUACACUCUAACAUCCAAUGAACAACCCGGAUCAUGUGUGAAGUGCUCUCCAUUAGCAUGCAGGCACCUUGGGGUAAAUCUGGCCGAUAUGUGAACGCACCCCCUCCAUUUCGGAGGAGAUGAGAACCAAAAGCCCUGGGUCCCACAACCUGGAGGCAACAACAGAGAAGGCCUGAUCCCAGGUCACCACCGGAGGAACUGGUGCCACCCAAAUAUGGACCACUCUUGAUGUUCUCAGUGAGCAGUGGGGUGGGGAUUUUGUAGAGAAAGGCACUCUCUCAAGUCUCCCGGACCUAAGCCAUUCAGGAGGCAGAUGUGAAAGAAGUCCCACAAAUGGACAGUGGUCCCAUCACCGUUAAGAAGCCCAGGAUAGGAGGACUGAAGAAAAUUUGCUUUCCCCAGAAAUAUGAAUCUCUGCCUGGUUUUUCCUGUGUGGCCGGGUUGUACAGCUGUCAAUGGGACCCGCACCAGCAGAAAGAGAUUGAACCAGGGCAAUGCUGCUGCGAAAUGCGAGACAGAAUAUUUACUCCGGUGUUCGUUGCAGCCUUCUGCCUCACGUGCAUUUUCCUGUACAUGUGGGUGAAAGCAAAGAAUGACUACCAUAAUUUUGACUGGUACAACUAUAACACAUUCGGCUCCUGGUUCCUCUGGUCCAAACUCUUCUUGGUUGUAGCGGCCCUCUUGUUUUCUUACCUCUUACUCUUAUUGAUCCUAGCAAUGUGUCUGGUGUCGGCAAGCCAGCAGGUGCACAUGCACUGGAGUCAUAAGUUUGCCACGGUGUUUGCCCUGGUUAUCUCCAUUGCUGUCUUCGUAAUGAUAACUUUACUGUGGACAGAAGAAUGGAAGAUACUCCGCCUGUCGUUUCAGAUCACCUCUCCCUAUCUCCAUGUGGCUGCCAUAGUCAUUAUGGUCUUAUUCGCUUGGCCAGUGUCUUUACAUGUCAUCCAGAUGAAGAAUAAAGGUACCGUAACUCCAGGAUUUCUGCAGGUGGUGAUCCUGGGCCCUUAUCUGGCCAUCCUCUGCUUUCUUUUCUUCAUACCCCUGGGACUGUCCUCCCCCUGCAUCCGGGAGAAGGGAACUUUGGGUCCAAAGCCAGCCCUCAUUGGCCACAGAGGAGCACCAAUGGUGGCUCCUGAAAAUACAGAGAUGUCAUUUCAGAAAGCGAUUGACCAUGGUGCUGCUGGGCUUGAGACGGACGUCACAAUUAGCUACGAUGGUGUCCCUUUCCUGAUGCAUGACAAGACUUUAAAGAGGACAACGAACGUUCAGCUACUAACAUCCCACAACAUUAAUGAAAACGCUGCCAUGUUUACCUGGAAUGAGCUGGAACAACUAAACUCUGGAGAAUGGUUCUUAGAGGAUAAGCAGUUCAUGGACGCACCUGCACUCUCACCUGAGGACAAGCGUUUGGCUGAGAAUCAGUCGGUCUACAAGUUCAGCGAUUUCUUGAAGCUUGCCAACCAGGCGAACAAACUCAUCCUCUUUGACCUCUAUCGCCCACCAGUGGACCAUCCUUACCGAGACAACUGGAUCAACCGAACCAUAGAAGUGCUGCAGACCGAAUCGGGGAUUAAACCCCACUUGGUCUUGUGGCUGGAGGACAGACAGAGAUCCUACGUCCAGUCUGUAGCUCCUGGAUUCCAGCACACCUUGGGCACCACGGCCCCUGUGGAGGAACUCCAGAGCAGGAAGAUCGGGAAACUCAAUCUGGAUUACAGAGAUAUGUCCAGUGAAGAGAUCUGGAAAUAUGCGGAAGCCAACAUCACCACCAACUUCUAUGUGGUCAGCGAGCCGUGGCUAUUUUCCCUGGCGUGGUGCUCCGGAGCGCAUUCUGUUACCACCAAUGCUGUGCAUGCCCUGGGAAGUGUCACUGAGCCUUCCUUCCUCAUAACACCUGCAGAGUACAAGAGCAUGUGGAUCACAGCAGAUGUAUUAGGGGUCAUCCUUAUCGGUCUCAUCUUUGGCAUUCAGUGGUGGAGACUGAACGGUGGCACCAGCACCGUAUCCCUUGAGAAUGGAACAUACAACCAGUUUAGAACAGAACUGAACAAGAUGCCAUCUGUGGCCUAAAUGAUUGUUUGGUGCAGAGAACGGUGAGAUAAUCUUGAUGGAAGAUUCUUUCCCAUCCAAGAGUUUGGUCCUCCAUGAAGCUGCAGAUUAGGAUACAUCCUUUGUUGGCAGGAUCUAACUGGAGGAGCACAGGCACUGCUUGAAUUUUGGCGGCUACUUUUGAGCAGCAGAUCAGCUAACCCCCGAACUGCCUUCCCCUUUCUUCCCUGAUUGAAAGGCAUGGCCCCCCUUUUAAAUGUUUUUAGCAAAAGAGAGAUCCGACGCAGAUGAAUUUUGCCCGGAUAUGUCCGUUCCCUGAGUACCAGGGAUGCUGGCCUGGUCUUUGGAACCCAUUUGGAAGAAGAUGCUCAGUUUCCACCCUUUGAAGAACGUAGCAAUUUCAUUUAUUAUACUCUUAACUAGCAAGUUAUGUUAGAGAAAGGUGCUGUGUUCUACCAGGAACUCAUGUGUGAUGCUCAAGCUCUGAUAGCCUGUGGAGGAUGCCGUGCGGUGUUUGUGUGUGUGGGGAGGCUUGGUGGGGGCUUGGUGGAAAGAGGCCAGCAGAUAAUCCUUUUCCAUGUACAGCAGGGUUUCUAAUCUUGUGUCCCCAGAUGUUGUUGGGGUUAGGGUUAGGGUGGACUAUGUAUGUUGGACUAUGUUGUUGGACUGUUGUUGGACCCAUCACCUCCAGCAACUAUGGUGAACUCCAGUAUUCAUGCAACAACUUCUUGGGACUCAAGGUUGGGAAGCCCUGAUGUGUAGAAUGUCUCUUGCAAACUCAGUCACUGAUUUUUUUUAAAAAAAAUGUAUAUAAAGAAGAGCUUUAAGACAUGUUGUUUAAAAAAUGUAUUUGGAAAUAAAACCCAUCCGUGAAAGAAAA
This is a messenger RNA of Hemicordylus capensis (graceful crag lizard), 3062 nucleotides long. It is a transcript of the gene GDPD4, whose product is annotated as glycerophosphodiester phosphodiesterase domain containing 4. The coding region runs from base 467 to 2203 and encodes 578 amino acids. Gene Ontology annotation, biological process: lipid metabolic process. The record is from RefSeq and is a predicted model, not a curated record. Gene Ontology annotation, cellular component: membrane. Gene Ontology annotation, molecular function: glycerophosphodiester phosphodiesterase activity. The transcript is spliced from 17 exons. Lineage: Eukaryota; Metazoa; Chordata; Lepidosauria; Squamata; Cordylidae.